AUGGCAGCCGGGUCCUCCAGCGCGGGCCUCGUGGGCGAGGUCGACGACUUCUACUUCUCCGUCCUCGCCCACGGGCGGAACGACGACGACGACGACGAGCUCUUCCCGAUAUCCGACGAGAAGUACGCCGCGGAGCUCCAGCUGCAGGAGGUGAUCAUGUCCUCCGCGGUCGCGGCCACUGCGGGAUCGUCCUCGUCCUUGCCACGUCGCAGCAGCACGGCUAGCAACAAUGCCGCAGCAGCUCUGGCAUCCUCGGCUCACGGCAAAGGUGAGUGCUCCUACGCCUCGUCGUCGUCCCGGCCGUCAACGUUCCUCGCCGACGCCGCCGCGACGUCGCUCGUCUUCUGCAAGAUCUGCAUGGACGCGGUGCCGCCGUCGGACGCGCACCGCGCCGGCCGCGGCUGCGCGCACGCUUUCUGCGGCGGCUGCCUGGCGCGCUACGUCGGCGCCAAGAUCCAGGAGCGGAUCGCCGACAUCCGGUGCCCCGAGGAGCGGUGCGGCGGCGCGCUGGACCCGGAGCUCUGCCAGGGCAUCCUGCCCCGGGAGGUCUUCGAGCGGUGGGGCGCCGCGCUGUGCGAGGCCAUGCUGCUGGGGGCCAAGACGACCUACUGCCCCUACAAGGACUGCUCGGCGACGAUGCUGGUGGACGGCGACGGCGACGUCCGCGACGUCGCGGAGGCGGAGUGCCCGAGCUGCCGGAGGCUCUUCUGUGCGCGGUGCGGCGUGGCGCCGUGGCACGCCGGCGUGACCUGCGCCGAGUACAAGAGGCUCGGGAAGGGGGACAGGGGCAAGGAGGACAUGAUGCUGCUCGAGAUGGCCAAGGGGAGGAGGUGGAAGCGGUGCCCCAAGUGCGAGUACUUCGUGGAGAAACGCGACGGCUGCUUGCACAUUACUUGCAGGUGUGGCUUCGAGUUUUGCUAUGGAUGUGGCGGCACGUGGGGAAUAACUCACUCUCGUUGCAGCACAGCGUGA
Molecule: messenger RNA, 972 nt
Organism: Setaria italica (foxtail millet)
Lineage: Eukaryota; Viridiplantae; Streptophyta; Magnoliopsida; Poales; Poaceae
Product: probable E3 ubiquitin-protein ligase RNF217
Exons: 2
Coding region: 1-972 (323 amino acids)
Biological process (GO): protein polyubiquitination; positive regulation of proteasomal ubiquitin-dependent protein catabolic process; ubiquitin-dependent protein catabolic process
Cellular component (GO): cytoplasm; ubiquitin ligase complex
Molecular function (GO): ubiquitin protein ligase activity; zinc ion binding; ubiquitin conjugating enzyme binding
Source: RefSeq, a predicted model, not a curated record